AUGGAGAAGGUCGAAGAUGAUAUCAAUAUAAAUGAGUGCAAUAUGCAUGAGCUGUUACCAGCAUUAUUUCGUCUUCAAUCACAACGUUCUCUAACUUAUCAACGUCUUUAUGAUGCACAAGCAAUGCUUUUAAAUACACACAAUUUUCCAGGAUUUCAAAGUUUUCUUUCGGAUAUAGCUAUCAUAUUUGCAAGAAUAUCCGAAGAAAUAUUACUGAUAAAAAAGCGUUUCGAAAAUAAUAAGAACAUUUUAAAGCACAUUGAACAAUUGCAAGAUUAUGAAGAAAAAAAACUUCAAUUAACAAAUGAUAUGUUUGUUGCAAAAAUUGAAAACAAAAAUGAACAGUUUCUAGAAAUUAAUCAAAAAUCAAUAAAGCUUAUUGAUGAUAUUAAUGAUAUUUUAGAUGAAUUACGUUACGAUCAACAAGACUUAAAUUCAAUGGAAACAUAA
Molecule: messenger RNA, 450 nt
Organism: Rotaria socialis
Lineage: Eukaryota; Metazoa; Rotifera; Eurotatoria; Philodinida; Philodinidae
Source: the annotation of a GenBank genome assembly